Messenger RNA from Musa acuminata AAA Group (dessert banana), 1841 nucleotides. Its product is annotated as granule-bound starch synthase 2, chloroplastic/amyloplastic-like. Lineage: Eukaryota; Viridiplantae; Streptophyta; Magnoliopsida; Zingiberales; Musaceae. The coding region runs from base 907 to 1812 and encodes 301 amino acids. The record is from RefSeq and is a predicted model, not a curated record. The transcript has a single exon. Gene Ontology annotation, molecular function: alpha-1,4-glucan glucosyltransferase (UDP-glucose donor) activity.
AGCUAGAGUCACCACCAACAUUAACGUGAGAUUUGAGGUUCAAACAGAAAUUAAUCGACAAAAGGGAAAGGAGAAAUACCAUAACCCGGUGCCCUCUCCUAGCCAAAGCUUUUGGCAGAGUCCCAGCUACAUCUCCAAGCCCUCCUGUUGAAGUUAAAAAUGAUAAAUGUCAGUGAAUCUUAUUUAAAUAUCAUAAUAACACUUUAUAAACCCAAACAACAGUCAUUCACUUCAUUACCAAUUGUGGAGCAUAGACUUGAUACAACAAAUUUUCAGUACUUGAGAGGUAAGAGUAAAAAUACAGCAAAAGAUCAAUCGGAAAAUACGAAAAUACUAAAAAUAUCAAUACCUGUCUUUGACCAAGGAGCACAUUCCGCGGAAACUACUAUUACAUUCAUGGCAUUCGCUCCAGCCAGAGGAGGGGAAUCCACAUUUUCUACCUCAAUAUCUGCUUCUGUAUCUACACCAUCAGAUUUUGCUUCCGUAUGGUUCUGAGCAUUCUCAUCUUCAGUACCCCUUUCAGAUUCUUGUAUAAUAAGUGAUGAUUCGACUGAAUCAUAAGUAGAAUCAAGAUCUGCAUCUUUUGCUAGUCCAUCAGCUUGUAGGAUAUCACCUUGCUCUUCUGCUUUCUCUAAAGAAUUUUCAGUUUUACCGAUACAUUGAGUCUUAGACAUCUUAGAUUCAUUUCGCUCAAAAUGAAGAUAAAAUCAUUCAUCUUCUCUUCUCUUUUUCUACCGAGAAGAAUGCUUGAAUCUGAUCCUGACAUAGAAGUUUCAUGGCAUCAUUCUAAACAACUUAGGAAACUACGAGUUCGGAAUCCUUAUCGUCUGCAUUCUACCUGUUUGUCUUGUCCAGGGUCGUGGUCCAGUUGAGGACUUCUUCCAUGUCGACUUGCCCGAUCAACACAUGGACCUCUUCAAGCUGUAUGAGCCGAUGGGAGGUGACCACUUCAACAUCUUCGCGGCCGGCCUCAAGACUGCUGACCGCGUGAUCACCGUCAGCCGUGGCUACGCAUGGGAGCUCACAACAUCCGAAGGUGGGUGGGGACUCCAUGAGAUCAUAAACGAGAAUAACUGGAAGUUCCAAGGCAUCGUCAACGGGAUCGACACAGUGGACUGGAACCCUGAGCUGGAUCUUCACCUGCAAUCCGAUGGCUACAGAAACUAUUCCAUUGAGACUCUGCAAGCCGGGAAACCACAGUGCAAGGCGGCGCUGCAGAAGGAGCUCGGCCUCCCUGUCCGCGAGGACGUCCCCCUCAUCGGAUUCAUCGGCCGGCUGGAUCACCAGAAGGGCGUCGACCUCAUUGCGGGUGCGAUGCCUUGGAUCGUCGGGCAGGACUUGCAGCUGGUGAUGCUGGGCACCGGGCGGGCCGACCUGGAGGAGAUGCUGCGCAAGUUCGACAGGGAGCACCACAACAAGGUGAGGGCGUGGGUGGGGUUCUCGGUGAAGAUGGCGCACAGGAUCACCGCAGGGGCGGACGUCCUGCUCAUGCCAUCGCGGUUCGAGCCCUGCGGGCUGAACCAGCUGUACGCCAUGAAGUACGGCACGGUCCCGGUGGUGCACGCCAUCGGCGGGCUUCGCGACACGGUGAUCCCGUUCGAUCCCUUCAGGGAGAGCGGGUUCGGGUGGACGUUCGACCGGGCGGAGGCCAACAAGCUGAUCAAUGCGCUGGGGAACUGCCUCAACACCUACAGGAACCAGAAGGAGAAUUGGAAGGGCCUGCAGACGCGAGGGAUGGCGCAGGACCUGAGCUGGGACAACGCCGCCAAACAUUACGAGGAAGUCCUCGUCUCAGCAAAGUAUCAGUGGUGAUCUUUGAGAACAUGAACGAACAGUAUCUA